UUUGCACUCUCGUAGAGCAAGGCUCCAUAUCGAUCUUUCUACAACGUUGGGCGACUGUAACGUGCCAACAAUGCCUUUUUCGUUAUUACGUCGCGGCAGGAGCCAGCGGAACUCGCUGAGACGCACCGGCAGUCAAAAGGGCAAGAAACGCAACGAUCCUUCACUGGAAAUAGAACGACUGAUGAAGCAGAUGCCACCCGAGCCAGAACUGAGCGAGAAAUUUGCUGAAGUCGUGGAUGAACUCGAUCUCAGUGCAGCGAAACGUGAAGGAGUGCUGGCAUUGCCACCGGAAGCGAAGUGGCGCCUAUAUCUCAACCAGAAAUUUAAACAUUUGACUGGAGAUGACAAUGAUGUGGAACGCACCAGCAAGUACAUCAGUGAUGUAAAACAUCUAACAGGAGCGCCAUAUCCACCAGAUAUUCGUGAGCAGCAGUCCAGUACAAAAUUGGCAGAUAAUUUGAAGACUGCACUUCGCACUCAGACUCAGAGCUUUGUAAACCAGUUCAUUCAGGCCAAUGGUCUUGAUUGUUUGCUGGAGUUUCUACAGCAAAUGGAUCACAGCACUAGGCAAAGUGGGAUUCACACGGCUAUUAUUGGUUGCAUCAAGGCACUGUUGAACAAUACAUAUGGGCGUGGUCAUGUCCUCUCACACAUGAAAGCAACCAGCAUCAUUGCACAGAGCCUUUAUACAGACAAUGUCAAAACAAAAGUUGCAGUUUAUGAGAUUUUGGGUGCUGUUUGCUUGGUGCCCGGUGGUCACAAAAAUGUUUUAAAGGCUAUGUCACAUUUUCAGCAUUAUGCUUCAGAGAGAACACGUUUUCAGACUGUGGUCCUUGAUUUGGAUCAUUCUACUGGAAUGUAUCGUGAGGAGGUGAACCUCAAGACUGCUGUGAUGUCUCUUCUCAAUGCACUCUUGUGUGGUGGAUCAGGAGAGGACCAUCUAGAGUUUAGAGUUCAUUUACGUUAUGAAUUCCUCAUGUUGGGAUUCCAGCCCGUGUUUGUCAAACUUCGGGGGCAGAGCAAUUCUAUUCUUGACAGACAUUUAGAGUUUUUUGAGCUGAUGAGGAAAGAGGAUGAACGAGAAAUUGCAUCACGAUUUGAAAUGCCACACAUUGAUACCAAUAGUGCAUCUGCCAUGUUGGAUGUUCUCAAACGGAAGCUGGCCCAUUCACCUUCAUACCCACACUUGCUUUCACUAUUACAGCACUGUCUUAUGGUUCCUGUUGAAGGAGACUACCUAGCACAUCGGUGGAAACUUCUUGAUCAUGUAGUACAGCAGAUUGUCCUGCAGCAAGAUGGCGGUGUAGAUCCUGAUCUAGAACCUUUGAAAAUUGAUGUUCAAGACAUUGUUCAUCAUUUAUUUCGUGAAGAAGAAAUGGAGAAAAUGACGGCACAGCUUGAAGAUGUAAAGAAAACAAAGGACGACCUUCAAUCAAAGCUUGGAAAGAAAGAAAGAGAAUGUGAAAUUCGGACAAAAGAGAAGGAAGAUGUAAAGAAAGCUCUCAAUAAGAUAAUGACAAAACUGGAGAAGGAGCAAAAGGAGUUGCGUGAGUAUAAACUACGUGAAAAGGAACUGAACGCAUCAGUGACUGAGCUGAAAGCAAAGCUUGAUCGUGAAAUGCUUGACCGAGUUCGACUCGAGAACAUCUUGGAGAAAAGCAGUGUUAGUUUACCAGAUGAUGCCAAAGCUGCUGCUGGAAUGGAUGCUGCACAGCUGAGCUUGCGACUGAGUGGUGUGGAUGUAUCUUCUCAACCUGCUCUUCCUGCUCCUCCGGCACCACUAGGAUUGGCUUGUCCACCACCACCACCUCCUCUUGUUCCUGGUGGUCCCAUACCACCAGGUCCACCCCCACCUCCCGGUGCCCCUGGAUUUGGUUCUUCCAAACAAAAGAAAAUACCCAAGGCUUCACAGCCACUGAAAUCAUUCAACUGGUCGAAACUAGGUGAACACCAAGUCAAGAAAACAUUGUGGAAGGAUCUCGAUGACGCCCAUGUUUUCAGGUUGCUUGAUCUGCCCAACUUUGAAAGAAGCUUUUCAGCAUACCAAAAGAAAGAGGGAUCAACUGAAGAUGUAUCUCAAAUCAAAGCAAAACCAAAAGAAUUGUCAGUGAUUGAUGGACGUAGGGCACAGAAUUGCACAAUAUUACUCUCCAAAUUGAAGAUGAGCAACGAAGAAUUGAAGUUAGUUGUGCUGAGUAUGGAUGAUGAAGAAGAAGUAACUGUGGACAUGGUUGAACAGAUAUUGAAAUAUGUUCCACAGCAAGAUGAGGUACAGCUGCUAAUGUCACACAAGGAGGAGAUUGAUAAGAUGGCACGAGCUGACCGCUUUCUUUAUGAAAUGAGCCAAAUUAAUCAUUAUGAGCAGCGAAUGGCUGUACUAUUCUACAAGAAGAAAUUCAAUGAGAGAGUUGGUGAAUGUCGACCCAAAGUAGAAGCUAUUUUCAGGGCAUCUAGAGAGGUUGCCCGCAGCACUCGGCUCCGCCGUUUAUUGGAGAUAAUUCUAGCUCUGGGCAAUUACAUGAACCGUGGAGUUAGGAGUAAUGCAUUUGGAUUCCGCAUUUCCAGUUUGAAUAACAUCAUCGACACGAAGUCAAGUACAGAUCGCCGAAUGACACUUCUUCAUUAUCUGAUUGAAACUGUAGAGCUCAAGUUUCCGGAAGUACUCCAAUUGGAACGUGAUUUGCCUAACGUUAGGAACGGUUCCAAAGUCAACAUGACCGAACUGGAAACAGAAAUGCUGGCUCUUAAGCAAGGACUGGAAAGAGUGCAAAAUGAAUUAAACUACCAUUCCACGCAAUCAACUAGAGAAUUGGGAGACCGCUUUGUAGAUAUUGUCAGUGACUUCGAAUCACUGGCUUCUGUUCAACUAGCUGAACUCGAAGAAAUGUUAAUUGACUCCAAAAUACAGUUUAACAAGACUGUGGAACUGUUUGGUGAAGAUCCCAUGAAAACACAACCUGACGACUUCUUUGGCAUGUUCGCUACGUUUCUGCAAUCAUUUGAUGAGGCUCGUCAAGAGAAUGAAGUAAUGAAGAAGAAACGACAAGAAGAAGCUCGUAAAGCUAGGGAAAUGGCCGAGCAAAAAGAACGAGAAAAACGAGCAACGGAACGUCGAAAAAGAGAGCAAGAAUCCCGGUCUAGCGACAGCCGAAUCAAGCCCAAGGGCGUUGGCAAGAGUGAAAGCGGUGAAUUCGAUGAUUUAAUCAAUGCCCUACAAAAAGGCGACGUUUUCGGUGAAGACUUGGCGAAAUAUAGACGAAAACACGGACGUCGUGUGUCUGGCCACGGGGACAGCGGCAAGUCACCAAAACGAGUUGUAGGAAUUCCCGAGAGUAGGGAGAGAUCACCUGCUGGUGACUAGAGUAACGUUGGAUCCCAUGCAGUACUGUUUCUACAAUUUUAUUAUGGACCAAAAAGGAAGCUUGAGCAAUACAUAAAAAUUUUUAUUGAUAGACUUGUCGACAAUCCAUCAUUUCAUCAUUAGCCCUGUCGUUUCUUACAGAGUUUUUCGUUUAAACUAUAUACAUUAAAUGUAAUCUCGGAAUAG
Molecule: messenger RNA, 3547 nt
Organism: Corticium candelabrum
Lineage: Eukaryota; Metazoa; Porifera; Homoscleromorpha; Homosclerophorida; Plakinidae
Product: disheveled-associated activator of morphogenesis 2-like
Exons: 32
Coding region: 71-3361 (1096 amino acids)
Biological process (GO): actin cytoskeleton organization
Molecular function (GO): actin binding; small GTPase binding
Source: RefSeq, a predicted model, not a curated record